CUGCUGUCCGAGAGCCAGAUCAACAUGGUGAAGGUGGUGAACUCCGUGAGUGAUACACUCAACUCCAUGCAAAAGGAGACAGGGAACCUGAAGAGCAAGCUGAAGGCAGACCUCCAGAGAGCACCUGUCCGUAAUAGUCGGCCCAAUGGCUGCUCCAAUGGUAGGCCUAUGGAUAGUGGCUGGUGGAAGGAGAAAUAGUAAAUGAGUGCAUGGACAUCACUUAACUACACCAUGUCAGCUGUAGGACAAUUGUUGAUCCCUUGAGCUGCAGUGAACCAUAUGUUAGAUGUAUUUAAUGUCUGACAUGGCUACUGUUCACAAUUGCACUAGAGGAAAAAAAGCACAGCUUCAUAUUGAAAUAGGUUGAGACUGUGUUAGCUGUUUGCAUACUCUGAUAUCCCAAAUAAUAUUUGUACAAAAAUGGCUUUUCUAUAAGGUACAUACAGGAUUUGGACAGGGUGUAGUGAAGCUGUCUGGGUAUAUUCAGAGAUAAGACAGACUAUUAAGAGAAUAAAUUGGUGGAGCUCACUGGUUUAAUUGAAUCAUUUCUAUGAGAAAAUCUAGGAUUUAAAAGUUAAUCAGGUGUCUAUCUGAUCUCGCUAGGCUCCAGACCUCGGGACUGCAGUGAUAUCUUCGCCAGUGGCCAGCGGGAGGAUGGGAUCUACUCUGUCUUUCCCACACACUACCCUGCUGGCUUCCAGGUCUUCUGUGACAUGACAACGGACGGAGGAGGAUGGACG
Coregonus sp. 'balchen' is the source of this 740-nucleotide messenger RNA. NCBI's taxonomy places the organism in Eukaryota, Metazoa, Chordata, Actinopteri, Salmoniformes, Salmonidae. The record is from the annotation of a GenBank genome assembly.